This is a messenger RNA of Penicillium antarcticum, 654 nucleotides long. RefSeq names its product cytochrome b561 domain-containing protein. The coding region runs from base 1 to 654 and encodes 217 amino acids. The record is from RefSeq and is a predicted model, not a curated record. The transcript is spliced from 3 exons. NCBI's taxonomy places the organism in Eukaryota, Fungi, Ascomycota, Eurotiomycetes, Eurotiales, Aspergillaceae.
AUGCAAAAUUAUUACAUGCGCUUCACAAUUUGGCUCUACGUUGUUGGCCUUGCCCCCAAUAUCUGUUCCGCCGAGGUCAUUUAUGAAGAUCUCCCCUUGGUGCCAAAGUAUCUCAAGAUACAUGGCAUAGUGAUGGGACUUGCUUUCGCUGUCAUGAUGCCACUCGGCGUGCUUAUCAUUCGUAUUUCCAAGGUAAAAGGAACAAUUUGGAUACACGCCGGAUGGCAACUUGUUAGCUGGGCUCUGAUGAUUGCUGGAUUGGUUUCUGGCAUUCGUGUUGGUCAGAUACUAGACCGACUCGAAAAUAAUGCCCACACGGUAAUUGGCACCAUUGUCGUCGUGGCUUUAUUUCUCCAACCAUUCAUCGGAUUGGCACACCACCUUCGCUUUCGCAAGAAUCGGAAACCGAGUUUUAUUCACAUCUGGUAUGGGCGGGUGCUCAUAUUGUUAGGGAUCAUCAAUGGCGGUCUUGGAUUAAAGCUCGCUGCAAAUUCCACUGGAGGGGCUAUCGCAUAUGGAGUGGUGGGUGGUAUCUUCGGCAUGCUCAUUAUUAUCUUGGCUAUUCAGCGUGAAGCGAAGAAUCGUGGUUGGUGGUCCCAACCAUUGCGGAUGCCAUCACCGUCUGGGCCAGCUACGGAACAUGUAUCUAGAUAG